CAGUAUCCCUUGGGCCACUGAACCAUCCUUUCUUUCAUGUGUGCUCGCCUUGGUCAGCCCUGCUUCAUUUUAACUUUGGGCCUUUUUCCUACCUAAGAGGUGUCCUCCCUAGUUCUUCCCCUCCCUGCCUUCCUUUCAGACAUCCAGCNCUGCUGCCCACAGUGCAGCCUAUACUCAACAGCCAGGUCUCCACAAAACCGCGGACGUUGCUUCGCGAAACCCGCCAUCUUUAUCUGAAGAAGGGGUGACAGUACACACCUCCUGGGUCUAGGGGUUAAGUGGCAGGAAGUAGCGCGCAGACCCGGGGUUACAGCUAGGAGAAAUUAGGAGCAGGAUUUUAGGUUCAUUUCCCGGCAACACAAAAAUAAAUUCGAAGAAAGUGGUACCGAGCAAUAGAGGUCCUACGCUGUUGAAGACCGACUGGAAGGGCUGCUGUAUGUAGCCUGUGGCUUCUGACUUGGNCCGCUUGUCCGUGGCCCGCUACUGGUGCAGCUCAGAGGAGUUCACCUCGUGGCCUGGCCCCGCCCUCACCUUCUAUGACGUAGCAGCCGCGCCUCCUGCCGCCUUCGUGCUAGCAGCCCGAGACCCACGCUCUCCGAGGCUCGGCCCGUUAGAGGUCGCUUUGUUGUGAAAACGCGGGUGGANCUUCCCAGGCCAUGAUGAAUCUAGCUGCUGGCUUCCUUCUGAUGCUUCUGGAAGUGCUGCUCCUGCCUGAAACACCUCUUUCCGCUGAGGAAUCACCAGCUUCCANUCCAGGCAGCCCUCUCUCAUCCACUGAGUAUGAACGCUUCUUCGCCCUGCUGACCCCAACCUGGAAGGCAGAGACUACCUGCCGCCUCCGUGCCACCCAUGGCUGCCGGAACCCCACUCUCGUUCAGUUGGAUCAAUAUGAAAACCACGGAUUGGUACCAGAUGGUGCAGUCUGCUCCGAUCUCCCAUAUGCUUCCUGGUUUGAGUCCUUCUGCCAGUUUGCUCAGUAUCGUUGCUCCAACCAUGUCUACUAUGCUAAGGUGAAAAAGGUGGCCUGUUCCUUCACCGCUGCAUGGAUAAAUGGGCUUUCUCCAGGAGAUGGAAGUCUGAUCCCUCCUUUCUCUUCUCUCUCCUGGUCCCGCCUAAACCUUGCUGUAGCCACAGAACACCAGUCCUUCCAGCCUUGGCCUGAGCGGCUCAACAACAAUGUGGAGGAGCUGCUGCAGUCAUCCUUGUCCCUGGGAGGCAAGGACCAACAGAGCAGUCGGAGACCAGGCCAGGAGCAGCACAAGCAGGAGCAGAUCCAAGAACAUAAGAUAGAAGAAGCACAGGAGCAAGAAGAGCAGGAAGAAGAGGAAGAGGAGGAGGAAGCCAAGCAGGAAGAGGGGCAGGGGACAGAGGCNGGUCUGGAGUCAGUGUCCAGGCUGCAGUCAGACUCAGAGCCCAAGUUUCAAUCCCAGUCACUGUCUUCCAACCCGUCCUUCUUUACUCCCCGGGUCCGAGAGGUGGAGUCUGCUCCACUGAUGAUGAAGAAUAUCCAGGAGCUCAUUCGGUCUGCCCAGGAAAUGGAUGAAAUGAAUGAACUGUACGAUGACUCCUGGAGAAGUCAAAGCACUGGCAGCCUCCAGCAGCUGCCCCACACGGAGACCCUGAUGGUGCUAUGCUAUUCCAUUAUGGAGAAUGCCUGCACCAUGACUCCCACAGCCAAGGCCUGGAGCUACAUGGAGGAGGAGAUCCUUGGCUUCGGGGAUUCGGUGUGUGACAAUCUCGGAAGGCGACACACAGCUGCCUGUCCCCUCUGUGCAUUCUGCUCCCUGAAGCUGGAGCAGUGCCACAGUGAAGCCAGCGUGCUGCGCCAGGAGUGUGACGCUUCCCACAAGAUACCCUUCAUCAGCCCCUUGCUCUCAGCCCAGAGCAUAUCCACGGGCAACCAGGCGAGGAUCCCAGAUAAAGGACGCUUUGCUGGGCUAGAAAUGUACGGAGGACUCAGCUCAGAGUUCUGGUGCAACCGGCUUGCUAUGAAGGGCUGUGAAGAUGACCGAGUCUCCAACUGGCUCAAGGCCGAGUUCCUUAGCUUCCAGGAGGGGGAUUUCCCCACCAAGAUUUGUGACACAAACUAUAUCCAGUACCCAAACUACUGUUCCUUCAAAAGCCAGCAGUGCCUGUUGAGAAACCAGAACAGAAAGAUGUCCCGCAUGAGGUGUAUGCUGAAUGAGAAGUACAACGUGCUAAGCCUGGCUAAGAGUGAGGAGGUGAUCCUUCGAUGGAGCCAAGAGUUUAGCACUUUGGCUAUAGGCCAGUUUGGAUGAGCUGAGGUCUGUGUCCUCCCACCCCAGCUCUACCUUGCUCCAUCGCUCUCAGACUACAUCUGUCAGUUGGCUUCCAGGUGCCCCUCACGGGGCCUCCUACCUGGCCCCUACUUGCAUUUUCUUUGGGUUGUGAGAACAGUUCCAGAGAGGUGCAUGAUGGGAGCUCCGAGUGCCUUGAAGAAUACCUUCAAAUAAAACGUUUAUCUGC
Messenger RNA from Mus caroli (Ryukyu mouse), 2487 nucleotides. NCBI's taxonomy places the organism in Eukaryota, Metazoa, Chordata, Mammalia, Rodentia, Muridae. The record is from RefSeq and is a predicted model, not a curated record.